AUGAACGAAGAAGACGUAACGGAAGGGUUCCUCAUAGCAAACUGGAGCGUGGGACAUUAUGGAGACGAAGCCUUGUUUUUCGGGGUGUUGCUUGUAUCGUUUCUGAAGAAUGAGUCGGCCGAGUCAAGCUCAUCUUUGCAGACGCCUCCUGAGGUAGUACAUGUAUGCAUGUGGACCUUCACCCGACUUGACCUGCGCGUCCAAGUUCUAAAUUGCCUUUUGGCCUUAUUUCUAAAAGAUAUACUUGAAGAAUACCUGGAGCAAGAAGUUUGGGAAAUUGAAGCCGUGAAUUUCGGGUUUUUACUUUUACCAUAUCUGAAGAAUGACAAAAUGGAAACAGUUACAUGUAGUAUGCAAACUGCCAUAAGCCAAAAUGACUAACUGGAUAUAUAUUAGUGAAUCGUCUCGUCCAAAUUACCGCAUCUUUCAAUUGCUAUCUCAAUAAACAUGGUCUAAACAGCCAGAACCCUUUCGCCAAUCGCCGCACAUUCAUAUGUACUAAGAUGCUGCCACAUCGGAGUUUAAUCACAGGGCUAUUCAGGUAUGGCUAUGACGAUGCGGGCACAAUUGUUGAACAGAUGACUCAACUCUGUCGCAAACACAAACUGAGAUUCUGAUGGAAGCUCGUGACAAAGGCAUGAAGCGCGAACGUGGAAGGUAGGGAGCCUAAGUGUGAUAUGUGGCGAGGAUGAUGGGAUCGUUGCACCCUGAAUUGGAAAACCGUUGCCUUGCGAGACACUUUCGGUUCGUUGUUUGUAAAAGAAGAUGAUUCAAUGAUAAUUUUUAGGUAGUAAAAAUACGCAUGUUGGCUUUCACCCGGACUGACUUGUGCGUUUGAAGCACUAACAUUUUCCAGUCUGCUGGACAGAGAAGAGUGAUUGAGGACCAAAUGGGGCUGAUGCGAUCUUAUUGCUAGAUAGUAGCUUGGUCUUAUGAAAGAACUAUAUUUAUCUCUGUUCUGUGUUCAAUACUUGGGAGCGACUCUUAUGAAUACUAUUUA
This is a messenger RNA of Trichoderma atroviride IMI 206040, 1000 nucleotides long. NCBI's taxonomy places the organism in Eukaryota, Fungi, Ascomycota, Sordariomycetes, Hypocreales, Hypocreaceae. The record is from RefSeq and is a predicted model, not a curated record.